AUGGGUAGAUAUAGUAUCAAAAGAUAUAAAACUAAAAGAAGAACGAAGGAUCUUGAUUUAAUUUUCGAUGAUUUAUCAUCUCAAGAAAAAAUUCAAAAGUUAAAGAACCAACCAAUUGAUGAAACUUUACCAGGUUUAGGACAAUAUUAUUGUAUUGAAUGUGCUAAAUAUUAUGAAAAUCAAUUAUCUUUGGAUAGACAUACAAAAUCUAAAGUUCAUAAAAGAAGAGCUAAACAAUUAAAAGUCAAACCUUAUACUAAUUUAGAAGCUGAAGCAGCUUCUGGUGUUAACAUGCUUAAAUUUAUGGAAAGUGUUGAAAAGUUUAAACAAUUGGAACAAUAUAAGAAAGAACAUCAUGAAGAAUUUAAUGAAUUAAUCAGUCAAAAGAAACCUGAAUUAGAUGUAAUUUUAGGUAUUAAAGAUGAUAAUGAAACUAAUGAUAAUGGUGAAAAUGUUGAUGCAAUGAUAGAUGAAUAG
This is a messenger RNA of Yamadazyma jaroonii, 477 nucleotides long. The record is from the annotation of a GenBank genome assembly. NCBI's taxonomy places the organism in Eukaryota, Fungi, Ascomycota, Pichiomycetes, Serinales, Debaryomycetaceae.